UCCGACUCAUCUGCAGACACUCCUGGACAUUACGGAUGUUACAACUGGACUCCAACUGUCCUCUGCUGUGAAGGGCGUCCAGCGCAAGUCAGGAAUCACUUAUUCACCAGACAGCUGAAGCAACAAGGUUGUGGUGGUGGAAAUAAAGCAUUUGAUUUGAAGACAUCUGCCUGAUGAUCACCUACAGCGGAUUACUAUUUAAGUGAUUCCAGCCUUGAACAACAAGGAAGCAACAACUUCCUCAUAACUAUGACAAAGUACCUCAUUUCGGCUGUGUGGCUGGCGUAUUGGCUGUGUCAUGGUUAUCCUGUUGAGGCCAAUGUGAUCUGCGAUGAAGGCAAAAUGACAGUAGGGUUUGAAAAGUCUUCAUUUUCUCGUCUCAACAUUAAUAAUCUGCGGCUCAAUGACCCCGACAGCAAUGCCUGCAAGGUCCGCUCCAAUAGCACCCACAUCUACGCUGUCGUCCCCCUGAACGAAUGUGGCACUCAAAUUGAGGAAAGUGCUGAAAACCUCAUUUUCAAGAAUGAAAUCACCAUUGAGGACAACACUGGUGACCUGAUCACCAGGAAAUGUCUGCUAGAGCUGAAGUUCUACUGCCAAUACCCCAAACGUGGGAACCUGACUCUGGGCUUCUCAGUAAAUCAGAAGAGUGUCACAGUGUCUGAGGCAGGCUUUGGCACAUUCACCUACCAGUUUGAAUUCUAUACUAACAAACAAUUCAAAGACCCCAUUGAGCUGCCAUCAUACAUUCUUACAUGUGACAUAGGGACCAGGAUUUACAUGCAAAUAAAGGCCACCUCCUCAUUCAAUGAUGCAAAGCUGUUUGUGGAGUCCUGCAGAGCUUCACCAGUUGACGACCCAAAUUACGACGGAACCUACUCCAUCAUUGAUAAUGGGUGUAAAGUGGACAAGACCGUUGAAAUCCAUACCCCCUCCCACGACAGACAAUUCAGGUUCAGCAUGGAGGCCUUCAAGUUUAUCGGCUUGUAUAAUCAGGUGUACAUCAAAUGUUCAGUCCUGAUAUGUGAAGGAGGGAGGUCUGAUACCAGGUGCUCGCAGGGAUGCAUCGGGUCAGGAUCAUGGCUGAGCGAUCAGCCCCAUCACCGUGGAAAGAGAGAGGCUGUUACUCAGAGUUUAAGGCACAUUAUUUCCCAGGGUCCCUUGCGCUUAAGGAGAUCAGCAGAGAGCACUGGCCCAAUGAUCAACCUGAAUCCAAACCUGGUAUUCAUCGCUGGAUGUCUUCUUGCAGCUGUUGGCAUGAUCAGUGCAGUGAGCAUGUACAAAGCCAGACUGUCAUGGGUCAGAUACCAACCACUGCCAGUGUAUAAGAGUUAAGACAACAGUGUGUGCCUAAUACCAAUUCUGUAUUAAUUACAUUUGACUACAUACAUCUUUUUUGAUUGAUCUUGCUAUCAGGUAUUGGGUUUUAAAUGUAUCUGAUUAUAUGCCCAUUUAAAUGAAUGAAUUUUAUAUUAACACCUUUAGAAAUGUCUACUGCUAUAAGAGGAAACACUUCAGUGAGGGAAAAUCUGUGCUUGGGCAAAAAUGAAACCAGAAAGGAGAUUUUAUUUGAGUCAACACUGAAGAAUGAUCAACCAGCCCCUACAGGGUUAUUGUUAGAAAUUAAAACCGAAAAUAAAACUAAAACGAGCAGUGAAAAAAAGAGAUCCUCUAAGAAAAACUAAAACUGAAUAAAUUAUAUUGCCUGCCAAGAUAGGGUGAGAGCAUGAAUUUCUGUCAGCUCGUCUUUCAACCACAUAAUCUGAAAUUCUGACUUUCCCGGACAUUACACUAUGCUGCAAUGCUUUUUGCAGUCUAAUCUCAUAGAAUUUGAUAACAAGAACAUAAUUUAGGCCUAAUAUUGUAGUAGAUCAAACGUCAUUUAAUUAAGCUAUUCAGCACAGGACUAAUGUUAUCCAACCAGGUUAGUAUGACCCUCUUCUGUGGUAUUGAAUUAGUACUAAAGGUUACUCCUAAAUUAAAAUAUUUAUAAAACAUCAUGAUAAACAGUAUGUUUAAACAUUAUGUUAGACAAUAAUGCCAUUCCCACACAGUUCUCCAGCUAUGAAUUUUGUGUUUGAGACCUCAUACCUAUCCCUAAAAAAAAAGCAACUAAAGCUAGUGUAAAACUGAAAAACUAUAAAAAUAAUAUUUAAAAACUAAAAUUCAACUGAAACUAUACAAACAUGAGUUCAAAAGUCAAAAGCAAAAUAAAAUAAAAAAUAAUAAUCUACUGAAACAUUGGAACUGUAGCUGCUGGUUGACUUGUGGUCUUGAACGCGCUGUUCAUGAUGGGAUCACUAGCUUUAUAAAUGCUACCACUAUUACAUAUUACAGCAUGAUUUAAAACAAGUAUCUUGAUUUUAUGUGUAGUCCUAGUCAUAAUCAUCAUAUUCAAUCCUAUGCAAGAUGUUAUCAUUAAUGGGUUAAUAAAAUAUAUUCUUUUGCAUAUAUUUUUGCCUUUAUCAACUUGAAUGUGGAUUCUCUUUCUUGGUGCAUGAAGUCACACACUUCCAUUCCAAAUCCAACACAAAAUGUCCUAUAGUCAUGUUUCAAGUAAUUAAAAAAGCCAUUAAUACUU
Messenger RNA from Plectropomus leopardus (leopard coralgrouper), 2581 nucleotides. Its product is annotated as ZP domain-containing protein-like. The record is from RefSeq and is a predicted model, not a curated record. NCBI's taxonomy places the organism in Eukaryota, Metazoa, Chordata, Actinopteri, Perciformes, Serranidae.